AUGGCCGCCAUUAAGGGGGUGCCUGCCCGUAAGCAUGGAGGAAGAGGAGGAGACGAGAGAGUGCUGCUGCAGCUUCCAUCCCCAGCUCUCGGCUCUCAUUCCCCCCCAGUGUCCCCUCUGACCAGCUGCCGGUCCAGUCAUUCGGGCAGCCAAGGGCCAUUGCUGCUGCUGAUGCCACCCAAUUAUGAGCCCCCCAUCUCCCUGGGCCCGGGACAGCUGACCCCUUUGCCCAUCCGCACCCCCCCCAUGUCUGCUGCCGCUGCUGCUGACUCUGGCAGAGACGUGGAGCUCAAGGUCAGAGCGUGCCACAGAGGGCAGGCAGCUCACCUCACAUGGACAUGCAACGUGCAUGCUAAAGGUGAUGGAAACCCCAAAGAGAGUAGUCCCUUCAUCAACAGCACCGGCAGCUGCAGUGACGUGGAGAAGAGCCAGCAGUACGAUGGCAAGAACAUGGCUCUGUUCGAGGAGGAGAUGGACACUGUGCCGAUGGUGUCGUCCCUUCUCAGCAGUCUGGCCAACUACUCCAACCUGACGCAGGGCAGCAAGGAGCAUGAGGAGGCAGAGAACAACGCAGAUGCAGAGCCGCGCAGCAAGAAGCCAGCCAUUAAGGCUCCAGCGCUGGGCACGAUCAUGGGCGUGUACUUCCCAUGUCUGCAAAACAUCCUGGGCGUCAUCCUCUUCCUCAGGAUGACCUGGCUGGUCGGCAUCGGGGGAGUCUUGGGCACCUUCAUCAUCGUCUUCAUGUGCUGCUCCACGACCAUGUUGACCGCAAUCUCAAUGAGCGCCAUUGCCACUAAUGGAGUCGUACCGGCUGGAGGGUCUUACUACAUGAUUUCGCGUUCCCUGGGUCCUGAGUUCGGGGGUGCGGUGGGGAUCUGCUUCUACCUGGGCACCACCUUUGCUGGAGCCAUGUACAUCCUCGGCUGCAUUGAGAUCCUGCUGAUCUACAUAGUGCCGGCAGCGGCCAUCUUCAAGAUGGAGGGCUUGGAGGGGCCUGAGGCUGAGGCGGCGCUGCUGAACAACAUGCGCGUGUACGGCACCAUCGUGCUGUCCCUCAUGUCGCUGGUGGUGUUUGUGGGCGUCAAGUACGUCAACAAGCUGGCGCUGCUCUUCCUGGCCUGUGUCAUCUUCUCCAUCCUCGCCGUGUACGCCGGAGUCAUCAAGUCCGCCGUCGAGCCGCCCUUUUUCCCAGUGUGUGUGCUGGGGAACAGGUCUCUGCUGUCAAAGGGCUUUGAUGUGUGUGCCAAGACCAUUGAGAUGGGCAAUGGCACCAUCACCACAAAGCUCUGGAAGAUGUUCUGCGACUCCGAGUUCCUCAACGCCACCUGCGACGAGUACUUCACCAACAACAACAUCAGCAUCAUCCAGGGCAUCCCAGGAGUCACCAGCGGCAUCCUGGCCGACAAUCUUUUCGGCACCUACCUACAAAAGGGUGAUCUCGUUGAGAAGCGGGGGGUUCCAUCGGUGGCUGAUUCCGACUCCCCCAUAACUAACAUUAACCGUUUCGUCCAGGCCGACGUCUCGACCUUCUGGGCGCUACUGGUCGGCAUCUACUUCCCCUCCGUCACAGGUAUCAUGGCCGGCUCCAACCGCUCCGGGGACCUGAAGGACGCCCAGAAGUCCAUCCCCAUCGGCACCAUCAUGGCCAUCACCACCACCUCCAUCAUCUACAUCUCCUGUGUGAUUCUGUUUGGAGCCUGUGUGGAGGGGAUUGUGCUCCGAGAUAAGUUUGGUGAAGGUGUCGAAGGAAAUCUUGUGAUUGGUACGUUAGCUUGGCCGUCUCCAUGGGUCAUUGUGAUUGGCUCUUUCUUCUCCACCUGUGGGGCGGGACUUCAGAGUCUCACGGGAGCGCCGCGUCUGAUGCAGGCCAUAGCCCGAGACGGCAUCAUACCCUUCCUCAGGGUGUUUGGCCACGGCAAGGCUAACGGCGAGCCCACCUGGGCCUUGCUCCUGACAGCCAGCAUCUGUGAGAUCGGCAUCAUCAUCGCCUCUCUGGACGCCGUGGCCCCCAUCCUCUCCAUGUUUUUCCUGAUGUGCUACAUGUUUGUGAAUCUGGCGUGUGCCCUGCAGACCCUCCUGAGAACACCCAACUGGAGGCCGCGCUUCAAGUUCUACCACUGGGCUCUGUCCUUCCUGGGAAUGAGCUUGUGUCUGACGCUGAUGUUCCUCUGCUCUUGGUACUAUGCCCUAGUCGCUAUGGUGAUUGCUGGAUGCAUCUACAAAUAUAUCGAGUUCAUGGGGGCAGAGAAGGAGUGGGGAGAUGGCAUACGAGGCAUCUCUCUCAGUGCUGCCCGCUUUGCACUGAUGCGACUGGAGGAGGGACCGCCACACACCAAGAACUGGAGGCCCCAGAUACUUGUUCUGGUCAACUUGGACGCAGAGCAGAACGUGGAGCAGCCUCGUCUGCUGUCUCUGACUAACCAGCUGAAGGCCGGGAAGGGCCUGACCAUCGUGGGCACGUCAGUGGAGGGCACCUACCUGAACAACCACCUCCAGGCCCAGAAGGCCGAGCAGUCGGUGAAGAAGCUGAUGGAGAGCGAGAAGGUGAAGGGCUUCUGCCAGGUGGUGAUCUCCUCCAACCUGCGUGACGCCACCUCGCACCUGAUCCAGGCCAGUGGGCUGGGCGGCCUCAAGCACAACUCCGUCCUGGUCAGCUGGCCACGCAAUUGGAAGCAGGGCGAGGAGCACCAUCGCAUGAAGAACUUUAUCGAGAUUGUCAGGGAGACCACUGCAGGCAGCCUGGCCCUCAUAGUGCCCAAGAACAUCUCUGCUUACCCGUCCAACGGAGAGCGCUUCACCGAGGGCCACAUUGACGUCUGGUGGAUCGUGCAUGAUGGAGGCAUGCUGAUGCUGCUGCCCUUCCUCCUCCGCCAGCACAAGGUGUGGAGGAAGUGUAAGAUGCGCAUCUUCACGGUGGCCCAGAUGGACGACAACAGCAUCCAGAUGAAGAAGGACCUGAUGACCUUCCUCUACCACCUGCGCCUGGACGCCGAGGUCGAGGUGGUGGAGCUGCAAGACAGCGAUAUCUCUGCCUACACCUACGAGAAGACCCUAGUGAUGGAACAGAGGUCCCAGAUCCUCAAGGAGAUGCACCUCACCAAGAACGAGCGCGAGAGAGAGAUCCAGAGCAUCACAGACGUGUCCCGCGGCUCCAUCCGCCGGAAGCACCCCAGCGGUGGCGUGCGAAGCCAACAGAGCGAGGAGACAGCCUCCGCCAGCGGAGAGGGGAGACCGGAGGAGGAGGUUCAGCUCCUGCAGGGUAAGAACGCCGCACCCACCCCCACCUCCCCCACCUCCUCCUCCACCACCACCCCGGGCAGCAUCACCCCCGGCGAGGAGACGCAGAUGACCUGGACGGACGACGUGGACAAGGGCAAGAGCCCGGCCAGGGCCAACCCAGACAACGUCAAGGACAUGUUCAACAUGAAGCCUGAGUGGGAGAAUCUGAAUCAAUCCAACGUGAGGCGCAUGCAUCACGCGCAGAAGCUCAACGACAUCAUUGUGAAGAAGUCAUCCGAGGCCAAGCUUGUCCUGCUGAACAUGCCCGGACCCCCCAGGAACCGCAUGGGAGAUGAGAACUAUAUGGAAUUCAUGGAGGUUUUGACAGAGGGUCUCAAUCGGGUCCUCCUUGUGCGUGGCGGUGGUCGUGAAGUGAUCACCAUCUACUCCUGA
Molecule: messenger RNA, 3672 nt
Organism: Engraulis encrasicolus (European anchovy)
Lineage: Eukaryota; Metazoa; Chordata; Actinopteri; Clupeiformes; Engraulidae
Gene: slc12a5b
Product: solute carrier family 12 member 5b
Exons: 27
Coding region: 1-3672 (1223 amino acids)
Biological process (GO): chloride transmembrane transport; cell volume homeostasis; chloride ion homeostasis
Cellular component (GO): plasma membrane
Molecular function (GO): potassium:chloride symporter activity
Source: RefSeq, a predicted model, not a curated record